AUGCCACAGACGUUACAGGAUCUCCUUCCAAGGUAAAUGCACUGUAUAUUUUACAUAUUACGGGUUUGAUAAUUAAGGUAAAUUAAUGAUACAAAAAUGUAUUUUUUUCUUAUUAGAUCUAUUGUAGAUGAACUAACGACACAAAGAUUAUUUUCCACGUGUUAGAUUUUAAGUUAAUUAAUAAUCCAAAUAAGAAUAUUUUUAGAGUAAACCUAAUGUAGUUAAAGUGGAGAGAAUAUUAUUUUUUUCUGAACACUUUCAAUCUAAAUAUUAAUUGAAAUAAUUAAAUAUCAAGCUAACUGAUUUUAUGAGAUAUUGGCGGAUACAGAUUCAUGAAACGUUUAAAAUAAAAUUAAAACAUUAAAUAAAAAAGUGUUUUUUUAAAAUAUAUAUUUUUUUUUAAUAAAUACAUUAGUUGAAAUCUUCUAUUGUUUUUAGCUAAGUGUUUCAAAGAACAAUAUAUUAAAUUAAUUCACUGUAUAACUGGCUAUUUCGCAACCCGUUGUGUGCUACAUUUAUAGGACAUUAGAUGUUACUAACUAACGAUAAUUACAUCUAUCUUUAAAGAUCAAAGAAUUCAAUUGUAUUGAUGUCCGAUAUGAUCCAUUCCACUCCUGGCAUUAAAUGUGUAAAAAAGACAAUUUGUAUCUAAUAAUGGAAAUUAGUGUAGUAAAUGAAACUUAUCUUUCUGUUUGUAUCAAUGCAUUCUACAAUUAUCUUAUAUGUCUUAUCUUUGGCCAUUACAAAGGCAAAGGUGACCACUACAGUGCUUAUAAAAGUUUGAAAAACUUGUCAGGUAUACAUUUCUACAUAAGGGAUAUUUUUCCUAUAUUAAAGGGUCUCUCUAAGCACACAAAUUAUUAUUUACCACUGCAAGGAAUAUGGUACGUAGAGUACUCUGCUUCCUUUCUCAUUGUCCAAAACAGUUUAUAAGUAAAGCAAUUAGUAAAAUUUGCUGUAGACAUAAAAUCGCCUUGUAGAGCAUUGAGCUCAAAAGAGACAUUUUACUUCCUCCUUUGCCAUCCAAACUCUUUUCAACUUAUUUGUACAGUGAUGUAUACUUCACUCACAGCUUGUAUGGGCAUCUUUUUCCUCUCUAGAUAGAGCUAUGGGAAUUCUUGCACACAGGUUAACACUUUGAACGGGUCUGUUAAUGAACUGACAUUAGCUGCAGUAUGGCUUACUGAAUAGAUGUCUUAAAAGGACAUUAUGGGCACCCAGACUACUUCAGCUCAUUGAAGUGGUCUGGGUGCAGUGUGCCUGAACCCUUUAGUCCAGUAAUGUUAAACAUUGCAGUUUUUGAAAGCAAUGCUUUCCUAUAGGGAGAGCCUAAUGUGCUUGAGGUGUGUACGUAUUAGGUUUCCCCGUCGGAUGACGUCGGAGGAGCUGGAGCGCCGACCCAGCAUCCAGGGACUUUGGCACUGCAAUCAGGUGAGUAAUUAAAGUUUUUUUUAAGCCCUUUAUGUGCUGGGUGGUGUGGUGGUGGGGUGGAGGGCUGGGGGACCAGAAAGCACUAUAGUGUUACGCAUACAGGUUUGUAUUCCUAAAACUAUAGAAUCACUUUAAGUACAUUCCCCUUAAACUCAGGAGGAUAGAAGGACAGGGUUUUCUGGGACAUGACAAAGUCUAGAGGGGCUUGCCAGUUUCAGCACUUGCCUGUGCAGGCAUGGAUAUUUUAGGAACAUUUGUUUAGUUAUUAUUUGGGGGGGGGGGUUGUUUUAUUGGGGUUUUUUUGUUUGUUUUUUUCCUGCAUUAUGUAUAUCAUGGCUUCAAAAAUUCACCACUGGUGAGUAGAAAUUCACUAUUGUUGAGUGUGUCAUAGACCCUCCAGGCUUACAGUCACGAGUAAAAAGGACUUCCUUUUGAGCCUUGAUUUUUAUAAUACACUAAAAUGAAAGGUUUAAUUUCUGCAUAUUGCAUUGCUUAAUUUAUCUCUUUCUUGUGAUGUUUUACUUCAGCUGCUGAAAUUGCAUACAAUUUACUUUACACAAUGCCUAUAAAACAGGGCCCAAAGGUUGCACUGCACUCCUGUUGUCAAUACCUAGUUAUAGAAAGGACCAAAUAUAUAAUAUGACAAAAUAGACUUUUGUCUAGGCAGAGGUUCCCAACCCAGUCCUCAUACCCACAACCAGUCCAGGAUUUAGGGAUUACCCUGUUGUGUCUCAAGUGUUUUGUUUUUCCUUUCUAAAAACAUCUUAGACACAACUGGGUAAUCCCUAAAUCCUGGACUGGAAGGGGGGUACUUGAGGACUGGGUUGGGAACCACUUGCCUAGAGCAUCAUUCAUUUUGAAGUGUAUUGGGAGGAAAGUUGGCACAGUUAAUUAUUAACCCUAAUUAGUUGUUAACUUCUUCAGAACAAGAGGCUAAUCAAAUUAUAUGAUAUAAUGACUAUGCUGGCACUUCACCUGUCAUGAAGAGUUUAAAAAUGACUAAUUCAAAGCACUGCUUGUCUCGUCUUCACAUUAAAUACACAAUGUUACUGGUUUUAUCUAUUUCAGUGCCCAUUCGUCAAAGUGCGAAUUUAUGCUAAAACAUCCCAGUUGAUAAAACUGUGACAUUUUCCAGUUCUGCUUUCUAUUGUUAACAUUUUCAAAUUACCUUUUCUUUAUGUCAGGACAUAUCACUGUUUAUUUAAUAAACCCACGUGCUGCAGUUCACAGCAGUGGGCCCUUGGCAGCAUCCAUCAACGAGCAGCUAUAUAGUUAUUUAUUUUGCUUCAUUAAUUUGCAGAAUGACAAUAGUGAGAAGUGGAUACGAGAUGUCUUCCAACGAAACCCCCGUAAAAGGUACUAAAACAUUUGUGUUAUUGCAAACUGUGACACAAUCAUUAGAAUAUGCAUUUCAUAGAGCAAUAUAUUCUGUUUUUGAUAAAGAAAACUGUAAUAAUACCUUGCCAGCAUGCUCUUUAAAUCAUAUGUAGAAAAUUAAAAGCAUUUCAUAACGAAAAAUAAACUUUCCUUCACAAAACACACAAUUAUUCUUUGCCUAGAUUUAUCAGAUUUCCUUUGGUGACAGUUCCAUUUUUAUUCAGCCAUGUAAAUACCAUUGAAUCAUUUAUCGGGGUGAAUAGUACAUAUAGGACGUGAUGCUCCCCCCAUAGCAAUACUGGGUACACAACAUCCCAAUUUUUCUCAGAUGUUUUGUGCAUACAUGUAUAGCAGGCAAGAUUUUCCCAUGAUGACUUGUGCAUGUAUAAUUAUGCACUCACUAUGCGCAUGGAAUCAUGGGACAGUUUGGAAUUUGCACUGUAUACAUUUUAUGCAAAUCUAAAUAAUAACAUUUGAGAUAUUUUCUAGAAAAAUUUUUUUUAAAUUAAUUUUGAAUCAACAAACCUUAACUUUGGAUUAAACAAAAUCUAUAUUGUUCUUUUUAUAGAUAAAUACUAAGAAUCACAAUAACAUAGAAACAUAGAAACAUAGAAUGUGACGGCAGAUAAGAACCAUUCGGCCCAUCUAGUCUGCCCUAUUUUCUAAAAACUUUCAUUAGUCCCUGGCCUUAUCUUAUAGUUAGGAUAGCCUUAUGCCUAUCCCGCGCAUGCUUAAACUCCUUUACUGUGUUAACCUCUUCCACUUCAGCUGGAAGGCUAUUCCAUGCAUCCACUACCCUCUCAGUAAAGUAAUACUUCCUGAUAUUAUUUUUAAACCUUUGUCCCUCUAAUAUAUAUUUUAGUACAUUGCUUUUUAAGCAGAACUCCAUAAUGGAAAUAAUUGUGAUUACUUUGCCUGGAUGGUAGCAAACAAACCAGUAGAUCGUUACUAUUAUUGAAUCCUGUAUGUAAAAAGUAUCCCAUAAACAAUAUAAUUACAAAAAAAUAUUUUAAUUUGAAAUAAAUAUGAUAAAUAUGUUGCUCACAUUGUAAAACAUAUGCUACACAUAUCUCAAUAAAAAAAUGUUUUACUCACAGAUCUCAAACUAAUAAAAUGGCAAUUGCAUAACAAAUAGAAAUAAAUUGCUUCCCUUGACUUGUAGUCUGCUGAUUUCAUUUUGAUACACAUAUGGACGGCCUCUAUGAGAAGAUUGCACAAGUACACAUCAAAAAAAGGAUAACAGCACAACACAGAAUAUAUGGUUAUUAGCUAAAUUGGCCUAGAGCAACAGGCUCAAAAAAGCACCGCUAACAUAGGUGUGGUAGAGGAUAAUAGAAAAAUCCUAAAUUAGAUACCACUGUAAAAAAAAUAAAAAAUGGAAAAAUUAGUUAGUGGGAGAAUGUCAUCACAACACAUGGAACACGAGGUAUGAUGCAGGGAGCAGUAUUUCAUGUGUUCAUUGUAUCUGUCUUGUUCUAGAUUAUACCAAUAGAACCUAUGAGGUUGUCAUGGUGUCAAUCGCUGGGAGCAUCAUGUUGGUGUCAGGAAUUCUGCUAAUACUCAAAGCGAUGAGAAGGUAAACUGGUUAGUGUCUCACUCUUAGAUCAGAUUAGAAGACUUUAGCAUCAGUAGAAGUUUUUAACUUACAAUAUUAUGUAUCCACAGGGGGCAUCUAGAUUAAGAUACAGUCUAUUCAGGGGGAUGGGGGGUGGGGGAGGGUUCCCCCUUAACUUUGAACUUUUCAUGGCUCUGAAAUAGCCUUCCAUUUAGUUCCCAUCAUAUUUUGUUUAUGAAAAUGUAAUGCAAUGAGAUUUUUGGAAAAGCUACAUAAGGCAGUAUUUCUUUUAGUAGAAGAUUAUUGUAUGUAUUGUGUUAAUGAGAAAUAUCUCAUUAUACAAAAAACAUUCAUCAAAGCUACUGGGAACCCUAUGGAGGAAAUUACUGUUGAGUUUAUUCAAAAAGGGAAUUUGUUAUCUUGAUACAUAAAUCAGGACAGACAUGGGGCUUAAAUUAGCAGCUGUACUGUCCGUUAUCUGAUAGUCAUUGCUCUACUAGGGCUCAUGAGGCUAAAGAUCACAGAAAUAUGAAAGGCAGCCCUGAUUAUUGUGAGGUCCUGAUACCAAGUGACUUGUAGUGUACACAAAUCCAAUGUACAAGUAAAAUGUAGCUUGUAACAUGGGAGAAUGGAAACUAGGAGCCAAUAAGCCUAAAGCUGGAACAAGCAAAUGGACUGAAAAGAAAAGGCUGUGAAUGCCAUCAGUGAUGGAGGAUCCUCAUCAGCCAGCAAGCAUCAGCCUCUACAAACAAGCUUGGAGGGCACAAGUGGAGAGCAAAGACGUAGAGGAACACCCUGAGUCACCUGCAUCAUUGUCAGUGAGAUUUGCCCUCCUGGUGUAGGGUCAAAGUGAUGGUUACUUAAGAGUCUUUGAGAGACUGCAUAUACUUAAAGAGGGAGAUGGAGCAGACAAUCUGCCCAUCCUAGCCAGUAAGCUCAAGGAGAGGGAUAUGGAACUCUAUCAAACUAUCCCAAGUUCUAUAAGAAGACUACACUAAAGAAUGUCCUGCUCUCAUGGUACACUAUAAUCCAUGACACCUACUGGUGGAACUUCCAAGGGUUCAAGGAGGGUCAUCUAUCUAGAGUAGGCCAGCAAAAUGGACAGAGUCUGUACUACCUGGGGCAUGGUCAAGAAAGCUACCCACUUUUAGGACUAUUAUCAGCUUAGGUUGGAGGAUUUCACCCAAUUUUUAUGCAUUUUGGACACAUACCAGAAUAGUGGAUAACUCUCUAGCAUCUCUCCAGCAUUUCCCCAUAGUCAGCAAACUCUUUUAUUUUGUGGUCAUAAUUAUAUAGUGAACCCAUGAUGUGGAACUAUCCAACAUCACCACUGAAUUAAUAGCCAAGGCCCUUAUUCCAAUAUUUAUUAUGGUGAGUUUUCUGGGUGAGGUCUUAUCAGACAACUUUAUGUCAAACUUGCUUUGGCACAUCUGGAAGCUUUGUUGUGUUUGCACCAUCUGGUAAAUACUGUACUGUCCACAAAGAAAAACAUCUCUGUGAAUGAUAUUUGUAUACAGAAAGGUGCAAGAGACCAUUGGAUUUUCCCUAACUAAGUUACUAUAUGGGCACUUGGUAUGCAAAAGGGAGAGACGUCAAACUCAAAAGGGAGGAUAAGACCAAACAGAAGGUCUGGUAUGGUCAAAAGCAAGAUUCUGCAAAUAUGUCGGACAGUAGGUGCUUGUUAAGGCUAUCACAGUCUAAAAAAGUUACAGCCUACUUUUUUUCUGGUUGCCACCUCAUGUUGCACAAGGUAACUACCACCACAUACUUGUUAGGAAUGCCUCGAGCAAAUGUGAUCAGAGAUCUUUUCAUUUGAACAUGCCAAAAAACAAGAAUUAGGAAAGCAAGUUCUUCUCCUUGUGGCCAUAUGUCAACCUAGACUCUUAGUAUUAGUUUAACUAUCAGCAUGUAGUACAGAUGCGUGGACAGUGGAUAAUCUGGAAACCCUUCCACAGGUGUACAUAAACAUAUGAAGGCCAUGAUGACAUGCAACCAUCUUUGGCCCUUGCCUACAGUGCUUGUGCAGAAGAAACAGACCAUCUUUCUUCUGUAUAGACAAAUGGAGCCUGAAUGACUGUAUUGUUAUGGAUGGAUUAGGAAUGCAUUUAAAUGAGUUAGAUUUCAGGUUAGGUCAAAUGGUUUUAUACCCUUUUUAGCUAUCCCACAUUAUAGGAAGAUAAGAUAUUUGUCGGUCACAAGCAUAUUUAAACAUAUAUAUUGUUGUUUUCUUUAACCAAAUUAACUUAGCAUACAACUAGUUGUUUUUUUGUUUUGUUUUUAAUAAACACUAGCUCUAAACUCCACAUAUUUAUGAUGUUAAGCAUUGGCUAUGUGAGCAUUCUAAGAUGAAUGAAUGAAUGUAGGGUUCAUGCUAUUUGUGAUCAAUGGUGGAUAUUAAUGGUAUGUUGUAACUCCCAGCUUUAUAACAUGUAUCCAAGUCAGGAAUGCUGCAAUAACGACAAAGACAUACACACAUUGUUUCAAUUAAGAUGUGUCAAUAGCAGUUCUAAUCGAAAUGCUGUGCUUGUUUGGGGAACUGGAUUUAUUCCAUGUUAAAAUUAUGACAAUCCCUUCCUGUCUGUGUGUAUCUGUAUGGGUUAAUUUUGCAGCAUGACAAGGCUAAAUUCCAAGGGUACACUAGAAGUUGAAUAAUGAAAUAGAGGAAAUUAUAAUGAUAUUUGGAAAGUACAAGAUUUGAAGGAUAACUACAUAUGAAUAGUGGAAUACAUACAUUACUGAUGGUGACUUUACACAGUUUAAAAAAAAUCUAGAAUAUAUUAAGAUGUUGAUGUUUUCAUUUGUUGCCGCUUGUCUAAAAGUGUUUUCUAUUGUAAUAAAGGCGAUGGGACAUCUGUGGUGGGUCUUAUGAUCAGUAUGUGGAAGAAGCACCAGUUUCAAAUAUCCAAGUCAGUCGGGACUCACGUGAUAACAUCUCCACAAUAGACAUCACAGGACCUGUGCACAUAACGUACGUUACUGAGAAGGAGAAAACAGCUUCGGAGAUUCCAAUCAGAACAGUGAAGCUAUCCAGAGAUGCUCUUCUCUACAUUUCCCUGAUAACCUGUAUUAACCUUCCAGACGACAUAGAUUCUGAGGAAAAUCUUUGAGGCUCGGCACUUCCCAGUGACAUUGUAUCAAUAUUGGUCUAACAAUCAUGAUCUGAACAGGUCAAACAUCUAGUAAAGCCAUUAUCAACAAGGAUCAGUAUGGGCCAUGUGUCCAACGUCCCUUCUUCUUUUGUCAAACUGUUUGGCAGUGCUGACAAAAAUUGGGUCUUUGUCUAGUACCUAGAGAAUGACCCCUAUACAGCAAAUAUGAUAAUGUAGAAUUUACCCUUCCACAUUAUCAAUAUCAACGACAACCAACAUGGCUGGUAGCUUUCGGCUUAGGGUUCAGGGCUAACCCAUGUCCAACACUCUCCGUCUGUCAUUGUCAUCCAAGUCAGAAAACAUAAGUAGGACGAAAAUUUAAAUUAAAUAUAAUAGAGUUAAUCUGGAAGGGGACAUUAUUUGCUUUCCAAAGAAAGUCCCAUUUUUGUCAAAUCACUCCCAAACAAUCUGACAAUAAAACGGAGACUGUGUCCAUAGACUCUUGGCAUUCUGUGUGCUUGAUCAACUGACAUAAAAUGUCUUAUUCUGUAUUCUUGGUCCAUCAAUAUGGUCUAUCUAGGCUGAAAGAAUAACAGGUAAAAGACUAUAUAUAUAUUUAGUCUUUUACCUGUUAUAUAUAUAUAUAUCUUUGUCAAGCCCAACUCACCAUAAUGAGGGAUAAUAACUAUUUUAAAAAGAAAAACAAAAAUAUAUAUGUCUAUCAAUGGAAAGUAUUCAUUUGGUUGGAAUCACCAGGAACAGAUUAUAUUGAUAUAUAGAAUAUGAUUGUUAUUAACCAGCUAUACUAUAUGAACAAUUCUGAUUAAAACUUAAUCACCUUUAGAGCAGGCAAAGCUGUAUAUAACUAUAUUUAAUUCUAUUAAUGCCAGAUCUAGUGAUAUGCUUCAAAGUGACCAGGAGAAUCCAACUUUAAUCUAGUCUGCGGUCUGUGCUGUUACUGGGGUUAUAGUGCAAAUGCAAACAAAAUCAAUAACUAUAAACAUGGUUUUGAAGAUGGAGAUUGAAUAUCGCAUUUCUAUAUGCCAGAGAACUGUUGGGAUAUUCCCAGUUACCAGUAAACGUCUAUAAAAUACAGUGUUCUAUUUAGAAAUAUGGAAUCCAUCACAUGAAUUCUCUGCCUUUCAAAAGACAUUGUAACUCAUUCCAGAGCCUUUUUCUGUAAGCUACAUUAAUAUGCCUUUAAGAACACAUGGGAAGGAUAUAAGAAUGCGUUGUAAGCGUUAAAGUAGUCUUAAUGAAAUUGCGUUCCUUCGUGUCUUCUUGCUCAAUGUACCGCCAAUCCUUCAAAUGGUUAGCCCUGUAUUUACAGAGUAAUUCAGUAAAGUUUGAAUUUAAAGUGAAUUUCAAAUUUAAGAUCAAAAUACAUCAAAG
This is a messenger RNA of Pelobates cultripes (western spadefoot toad), 8844 nucleotides long. NCBI's taxonomy places the organism in Eukaryota, Metazoa, Chordata, Amphibia, Anura, Pelobatidae. The record is from the annotation of a GenBank genome assembly.